GCCCCUUCCCGCCUUCGCCAUGGCGACACCGGGCGGCGUGAUCCGGGCCCUGCACCGCGGGACCUUCGCACAGCUUCAGUGCACGCAGCUCCCAUCUCCUGACAUAGCAGCUCUGCCGAAGCACAUUCCAGUGCUAUGAUUUCAUGGUACCAGGCAGCCCUCCCCUGCCACGCUGCUCUGCUGCCCGCUGCUUCUCAUGGGGUGAACAAACAGCGAAUGUAAACUCUCUCCAAAGGAGCAAUGUUCUCUGUAUAUUUUUAGAGUUGGAAAUUCAAGAUUCAUUUAAGGAGCUCUAUCCUCUUGGUGAAGAAUUGGAAUAUGGGAAGCAAAAGACAAAUGUUAUGCCUAUUAAAUACCUGUUGCAUUGCUUCACAACUGCUCUACGUCCUUAACAUCACAGCUCUUAACCCUAGUGAAUCUUGAGUUUCUACUAAGUUUCAUUUCAUUUAUGCAUGUUGGACUUCUUUCUUGCUCUAGAAUGUGGUGAUGGAUCGGAUUUUCUCUGGUAUCCAGCCGACUGGGACGCCUCAUCUUGGUAACUACCUUGGAGCUAUUCAGAACUGGGUGAAUCUGCAGGAAAAGUACAGCUCAGUGUUAUACAGCAUUAUGGACCUGCACUCUCUCACCAUGCCCAAGGAGCCAGCUGUCCUUCGGCAAAACGUGCUGGACACCACUGCUGCCAUCCUUGCCUGUGGGAUUGACCCAAGGAAGUGCUUCCUGUUCCGACAAUCACUGGUUCCUGAGCACACAGAACUGGCCUGGAUUCUUGGAUGUUUAACUAAUGUGCCACGGUUACUACGUUUGCCCCAGUGGAAGAUGAAAUGUGCCAGCCAGAAUAAUGAUGGAAAUGUCGGUUUGUUGACUUACCCUGUUCUUCAAGCAGCAGAUAUUUUGCUGUACAAGUCGACACAUGUUCCCGUUGGAGAAGAUCAAGUCCUGCACCUGGAACUAGCCCAAGAUAUAGCACAACAUUUUAACAAGAAAUAUGGAGAAUUCUUUCCUGUGCCUAAAGCCAUUUUGAGUCCAACAAAGAAAAUAAAAUCCCUCAGAGAUCCAACAGUGAAGAUGUCUAAGUCAGACCCACAGAAGUUAGCUACUAUUAACAUAGCAGACAGCCCUGAGGAGAUAGUGCUGAAAUUCCGAAAGGCCGUGACUGACUUUACCUCUGAGGUGACUUAUGACCCAUCCAGUCGCCCUGGUGUCUCCAACCUGGUGUCCAUUCACUCUGCGGUAACUGGACUUAGCAUAGAAGAAGUGCUGCACCAAGCUGCUGGUCUUGACACUGCUCACUACAAAAUGGUGGUAGCAGAGUCAGUUAUUCAAAAAUUUACACCUAUCAGGAAUGAAAUCAAGAAACUCCAGGAAGACAAAACCUAUCUGAUAAAGAUUUUAGAGGCUGGAGCAGAGAAAGCCAAAGAACUGGCUACCCCCAUCUAUCAAGAAGUGCUUAGAAUAUCAGAAGAAGUAUCCAGGCAGAGCUUAUCAAUACAUGGCUCUUAGGCUGGUGUCACUGGCAAAAUCUUGGAUUUUUUGAUCACCGUGUGGUCAGUGCAACAUCAGGCCUGCUGGCACAUGACAGGAUGCACCUUUCUCAGAGAGGGAAAACGUGUUGUUUUUUUUUUCUGGACUUACUGAAAGAACUUUUAACUAGACUUGAAGAUGAAAAGAGAUUAAACAAGGCUUGCCAGUGAUAAGCUGUGAGAUGACAUACCAGAGUUUGAAGAAUCAUGUGCUAGUGAGGUCCUUCAGUCUUCUCCACAAGGUGCUGGGUACACUAGAGCACAUUUGAAAUUUUUCUGCGUUAAUGCAUACAGCAUGAGGAAUAAGCAGCAGGAACUAGAAGCCCUGGCUUUGUUCCAGACUUACAACAUUGUUGGUGUAAGCAAGACUUGGUGAGAAGAGUCCUGUGACUGAUGUAUCAUGUUGAACAGUUAUAGGCUUUUCAUGAGGGACAGGCAGGGCAGGAGAGGCAGUGUGUGGCACUGUAUGUAAUGGAAUAGCUUGGUUGUAUGAAGUUCACAAUUGGCAAUGAUAUGAUUGAGACCCUCUGGCUACGUAUUACGGGACAAGCAGGCAAGUAGAUAUCAUUGUGGUAGUCUGGACCACAACACAAAUUAAUUAUUAUGUAAAGAAUGAAGGGAUAUUCCUAGAUCAGCCACCCUUGUACUAAUGGGUGACGUCAAUUUUUUAGGUGUUACCUGAGAGUACCACACAGUUGAUACAAACAGGUCCAUAAAAUCCCUGAAACACUUUGACACUGGAAACAAGGUCAGGUGACAUUAGGGUACUACAGAGGUGCUAUUCACCACUGUCGAGAGAAAAUUUGUACAGCAAAAGCUUAUUUAGGGUUGAAGUUGGCCAGUACUGUGGGGAACAAAAAUAGUACUAUGGGGGACAACAAAAUGGACUUUUUUUACGUAUGUUUUCAGCAAAAGAAGGACCAGAGAUAACACUGAUUAGUUACUUGGUGAGGAUGGUCGCUUCAUAAAUAGGGAUGUAGAUAGUCAACACAGAGACAUUUAAUGCCUUCUUCAUAUCUGUCUUUAAUGCUGAUGAUGGGUCCUGACUAGAGAUGUGAGUUGAAGGACUAUGAUUGUGGUAAUGAUAAACUCCCAACCAGCUCUAAUGUUAUGCCAGGUUUGCUGCUCCAGCUGGAUGUAUUACAUGUCUACUGGGCCUGAUGGGGUUCAUCCCAGGGUAUUCAAAGAGCUAGUUAAUAUCAUCUUGAGACCUCUCUCAACUAUUUUUCAGUGAUGGUGGGAAUCUAAUGAGAUCCAGUCUGGAAGGUAGCAAAUGUUGUUCCAGUUUUCCAGAAGGACAAGAAAUACCCUGGUAAUUAUAGAUCUUUCACUCUCACUUCAAUGCAAAAUAGUAAGGAAGAUUAUUCUGGGAGUUACUGAAAACUACCUGGAAGUCAGUGUAGUUAUUAGUUGCAUUCACAAGGAAAAAAGUCUUCUUAGGACUAGUUACUUAGCUGAACAAGGGAAGCCAGUCGAUCUUUCUGAAUUUCAGCAAAGCUUUUGAUACUGUUUCUCACAGCAUCCUUCUGAGGAAAAUGUCCAGGAUACUUAUAGACAAAUGAAUAAUAGUAUGGCUGAACAAUUGGCUGACAGUUGGGACUCGGAGGGUUAUACUAAAUAGAGUUACAUCAGGCUGGUGAGGGUCCAUAGGCUCCACUUGAGGGCCAGUUCUCUUCAGUGUUUUCAGAAAUGACUUGGAUACAGGACUUGAAGCUAUGCUAAGUGAAUUUGCAAACAGUAAUAAAUUAGGAGAACCUGCUGACUCCCUUGAUGGUAGAGGCCUUGCAGAGAGAUGCUGACAAAUUGGAGGGCUAUGCAAUCACCAACCAUGUGAAGCUUAACUAGAGCAAGUGGUGGAUUCUGCACCUGAGAUGAGCAAAUAUGUCUGUAUGUACAGAUGGGGCGAUGACAUGCUGAAGAGCAGCCUCACAGAAAGAGAUCUGUAGGUUCUGGUUGAUGGCAAUUUGAAUCUGAGCCAGCAGUGUGCCCUGGCAGCCUGAAGGGCCAACUGUACCCUGCGGUGCAUCAGGCCCAGCACUGCCACCUGGGCAGGGGAAGUGAUUGUCCCAGUCUGUGCUGUGUGGUCUCACCUCAAGCACUGAGUGCAGCUUUGGUUACCCAACAUAAGAAGGACAUAAAAUUAUUAGAAAGCAUCCAAAGGAAGGCUACAAAGGUGGUUUGUUCAGCGCAGAGCAGAGGAGCUGAGCGGAGGCCUGAUGGCGGCUGCAGCUCCUCACAGGGAGCGGAGGGGCAGCGCUG
Messenger RNA from Lagopus leucura (white-tailed ptarmigan), 3779 nucleotides. It is a transcript of the gene WARS2, whose product is annotated as tryptophanyl tRNA synthetase 2, mitochondrial. Bases 487 to 1500 code for a protein of 337 amino acids. Lineage: Eukaryota; Metazoa; Chordata; Aves; Galliformes; Phasianidae. Gene Ontology annotation, molecular function: tryptophan-tRNA ligase activity; ATP binding. The transcript has 9 exons. The record is from RefSeq and is a predicted model, not a curated record. Gene Ontology annotation, biological process: mitochondrial tryptophanyl-tRNA aminoacylation. Gene Ontology annotation, cellular component: mitochondrion; mitochondrial matrix.